Lathyrus sativus (Indian pea) is the source of this 315-nucleotide messenger RNA. NCBI's taxonomy places the organism in Eukaryota, Viridiplantae, Streptophyta, Magnoliopsida, Fabales, Fabaceae. The record is from the annotation of a GenBank genome assembly.
AUGGCUUCCAUUACCAUGUCAUCAAUUGCUCCAACAACAGGAAGAGUGUUUGCAGCUACAAAGGGUGCAGCAGGUGCAAGCAAGGAAGAGAAAGGAUUUUUUGACUGGAUUCUCGGUGGUAUGCAGAAAGAAGAUCAGUUGCUAGAGACUGAUCCUAUUCUCAAGAAAGUUGAAGAGAAGAAGAAUAGUAGAGGCACCACUUCUAGUAGAAGUGGUGGAACUAGAAGUGGUGGAACUAGAAGUGGUGGCAAGAAUUCUGUGGCAGUUCCACAAAAGAAAAAGGGUGUUUUUGAAGGAUUGUUUUCCAAGAAUUAG